AUGCUCACCUAUUGGUUUUUUCUGCCUUCUAUUGAGAGUACCGCAAACUGUGGACCGACGUUGUGCUCUCAACAUUUCUCCGCCGACUGUUUUGCGAAUUUGGUUCAAUAUCAAAGCGGAUACGCCCAAAGGCUAUUACUAAAACCAGAUGCAGUACCUACUCUGCAUGCUGCAGCCCCUCCAAAUUAUGUCAUGACCGACUCUGGCCCAGCCUCAGCAUCCUUAAGACGGAAAAAACAACAAAGGAUCAGUGAACUUCUCGACGCCAAUGAUGAACCUGGAAAAACUGAUCAAAUUGAUGUUGCAGGAAUAGAUUUUCUGAAACCAUCAACAGCUCAUAACGGUAACCUAAUACUAAAGUGGCAACCGAAAGUCCAACAUUGCAAAAAGAAAAGGAGGCAUAGAUCAGAAGUUUCAAUGGAUGUUAGUGAGGACGAUGAGUAUAGAUGUACUUCUGAUGCAGACAAGUAUGGUACUCAGGAUAACAUCCUUUUUGACAAAAUUAAUGUGAAGCCCGCUCAUCUCAAAGAAGGGCCAGAGCUGUGCGUCAUAGAGGAGCCGGAGCUGUGCGUCAAAGAGGAGCCAGAGCUGUGUAUAGAUGAGGAGCCAGAGCUGUGCGUCAAAGAGGAGCCAGAGCUGUGCGUCAAAGAGAAGCCAGAGCUGUGUAUCAAUGAGGAGCCAGAGCUGUGCGUCAAAGAGGAGCCAGAGCUGUGCGUCAAAGAGGAGCCAGAGCUCUGCGUCAAAGAGGAGCCAGAGCUGUGCGUCAAAGAGGAGCCAGAGCUCUGCGUCAAAGAGGAGCCAGAGCUGUGCGUCAAAGAGGAGCCAGAGCUGUGCGUCAAAGAGGAGCCAGAGCUGUGUAUCAAUGAGGAGCCAGAGCUUUGCGUCAAAGAGGAGCCAGAGCUGUGCGUCAAAGAGGAGCCAGAGCUGUGUAUCAAUGAGGAGCCAGAGCUGUGUAUCAAUGAGGAGCCAGAGCUUUGCAUCAAAGAGGAGCCAGAGCUGUGCGUCAAAGAGUCAGAGGAGUUUCCUUAUCACGUCAUCACUGUGAAAACUGAAAAUUCUGAAGACAAGUCCCCUGUGCUUCAAAGACCAACUGAUGAUGGUGAGGAGCACUCUGACAGCUUUGAAGACACAGACCACUCACAAGACUAUUGUCCAGAACAUCCCCCAGCAAAAAGAAGCUACGCCAUGGUUCCUGCUAAUGCAUUUGUCACAGACAAAAGACCCAACAGAGACCUUACAGCUGCUCAGACUGUCACAAGAGCUUUAAGAGGAAACAUGAUCUGA
Molecule: messenger RNA, 1284 nt
Organism: Knipowitschia caucasica
Lineage: Eukaryota; Metazoa; Chordata; Actinopteri; Gobiiformes; Gobiidae
Source: the annotation of a GenBank genome assembly